UCCCCGAAGCGGGGAAUCCGCCCCAACAGCCCGGCAUCCAGGCCCCAUCAGUAUUUGGCUGGAGGGUGGGGCAUUGAGAGAGGAAAAGAGAAAGCAAGUUUAAAGAUAAUGAUUACCCACAACAGAGAAGAAAAGAAGGCCCUUCUUUGAACUUUUAGAACGACCAUAACAACCACCACCCUGCCCCCCAACACCUUUUAAAAUUCUGGCCUCUCCUCCCUUCCCCUCCCCCGUCUAUCCCGUCUAGUUGGCGCACAGUGACCAGACUUUGGCCGGAAGGCGAGGGAUGAAUUUCGAUGCUGUCAGCCCAGCUCACAUGGUGAGCGUGGCUUGAGCCUGGCUGGAUGUCUAGGAGACAGGCAGCGGAGGCAGCAGCAGCAGCAGCAAUAGCGUCUUCCUGCUCUCUGUUAUUUCACCAAACCUUGGGAAUACCGCCGGGCAGAGUAAACAUUACAACUGCUAAUCACUAGCUCUGAAAGAAAACAGCACUUCACUUGGGGAUCUGGGCAAAAUCAGCCCUCCUGCCUCCGCCUCCCUCCCCCCUCCGCUCCUUCGCUAGCUCGCUCAACCCGGCGGCAGCUGAUUAGAGAGCUGGGAACAUUCCCCCGCUGGCUCGUUCGCUCUCUCUCCCUCUCUUUGUUUCUCCCUUCUUUUCUUUCCCCUUCUCUGCUCCUCUCCACAGUUUCUCGCCCCUCUCCGGGUCUCUGCUCCCUUGGGAAGGGGGGGGGGAGGUCCCUCCUCCAAGGCUGGAGCUGACGAGCCGCUACCCGGCUCAAUCGCCUCCCCUCAGCCCGGCUUUCUCCAGGGGGCAUUUCCACAGCAGCGGCGAGGGCGAGGAGCAGAAAGUUGUGGGGCUCCUGCGAAGAUGGGACUUUCUUCUUUAACCUUCCGUUGGGCGCUCCUCACCCUGGCGCCGGCUCUCACGGUGUUGGCGUUCCCAGAUGAGACCCUGGACAAAGUCCUCAAGUCCGAGGGCUACUGCAGUCGCAUCCUGCGCGCCCAGGGCACUCGCCGGGAGGGCUACAAUGAGUUCAGCCUCCGGGUAGAAGGGGACCCGGAAUUUUAUAAGCCGGGUAACAGUUACCGGGUGACUCUCUCUGCUGCUACUCCCUCCUACUUCAGGGGUUUCACCUUGAUUGCUCUCAAAGAGAACAAAGAGGGAGAUAAAGAGGAAGACCAUGCUGGGACUUUCCAGAUCAUAGAUGAAGAAGAAACACAAUUUAUGAGUAACUGCCCUGUAGCUGUCACCGAAAGCACACCACGGAGGAGGACACGAAUUCAGGUUUUUUGGACGGCUCCACCUGCUGGUACAGGCUGUGUGAUUCUAAAGGCCAGCAUUGUGCAGAAGCGCAUAAUUUACUUUCAAGAUGAGGGCUCUCUUACCAAGAAACUCUGUGAACAAGAUUCAACAUUUGAUGGGGUGACUGAUAGACCGAUCUUAGACUGUUGUGCAUGUGGAACUGCUAAAUACAGGCUCACAUUUUAUGGAAAUUGGUCAGAAAAGACUCACCCAAAGGAUUACCCACGACGGGCCAACCACUGGUCAGCCAUUAUUGGUGGAUCACACUCCAAGAACUAUGUGCUGUGGGAAUAUGGAGGUUAUGCUAGUGAGGGAGUUAAGCAAGUUGCAGAACUGGGAUCUCCAGUCAAAAUGGAAGAAGAAAUUCGGCAGCAGAGCGAUGAGGUUCUCACCGUCAUUAAAGCCAAAGCACAGUGGCCAGCCUGGCAGCCUCUCAAUGUGAGAGCAGCACCAUCAGCAGAAUUCUCUGUGGAUAGAACUCGACACUUAAUGUCCUUCCUGACCAUGCUUGGUCCUAGCCCAGACUGGAAUGUUGGCUUGUCUGCAGAAGACCUCUGUACCAAGGAAUGUGGCUGGGUUCAGAAAGUGGUCCAAGACCUAAUUCCAUGGGAUGCUGGCACUGACAGUGGAGUAACCUAUGAGUCACCCAAUAAGCCAACAAUUCCUCAAGAGAAAAUCCGGCCUCUGACAAGUUUAGAUCACCCUCAGAGUCCUUUCUAUGAUCCUGAGGGAGGUUCCAUCACUCAAGUAGCAAGAGUUGUCAUCGAGAGAAUUGCAAGAAAGGGGGAACAAUGCAACAUCGUGCCUGAUAAUAUUGAUGAUAUUGUGGCUGAUCUGGCUCCAGAAGAGAAAGAUGAAGAUGACACCCCUGAGACCUGCAUCUAUUCCAACUGGUCCCCAUGGUCAGCCUGCAGUUCAUCCACAUGUGACAAAGGCAAGAGGAUGCGACAACGCAUGCUGAAAGCUCAGCUUGACCUCAGCGUUCCAUGCCCUGACACCCAAGACUUCCAGCCAUGCAUGGGUCCUGGCUGCAGUGAUGAAGAUGGCUCCACCUGCACUAUGUCAGAGUGGAUCACCUGGUCACCAUGUAGCAUCUCCUGUGGUGUAGGGAUGCGCUCCCGGGAGAGAUAUGUGAAGCAAUUCCCUGAAGAUGGCUCUGUAUGCACUGUGCCUACUGAGGAAACGGAGAAGUGCACCGUCAAUGAGGAAUGCUCUCCCAGCAGUUGCCUGACAACUGAAUGGGGAGAGUGGGAUGAAUGCAGCGCCACCUGUGGGAUGGGAAUGAAAAAGAGACACCGAAUGAUCAAGAUGAGCCCUGCAGAUGGGUCCAUGUGCAAGGCAGAAACUAGCGAGGUGGAGAAGUGCAUGAUGCCAGAGUGCCAUACAAUCCCUUGCUUGCUGUCUGCAUGGUCGGAAUGGAGUGACUGCAGUGUGACCUGUGGGAAGGGAAUGAGGACCCGCCAAAGGAUGUUGAAGUCUCUUGCUGAGCUUGGAGACUGUAAUGAAGAGCUGGAACAGGUGGAAAAGUGCAUGCUGCCAGAGUGCCCCAUUGACUGUGAGCUCACCGAGUGGUCCCAGUGGUCCGAAUGUAACAAGUCAUGUGGGAAAGGCCAUAUGAUCAGGACCCGAAUGAUAAAAAUGGAGCCACAGUUUGGAGGAGCUCCCUGUCCAGAAACUGUGCAACGGAAAAAAUGCCGAAUUAGGAAGUGCUUGCGAAACCCAUUGAUCCAGAAAAUGCGCUGGAGAGAGGUCCGUGAAAACAGGAGGAGUGAACCCAUGAAAGAAGAAAUUGAUGGUGAGCAGUAUCCAGGCUGUAGGAUGCGCCCAUGGACCGCCUGGUCAGAAUGUACCAAACUGUGCGGGGGUGGGAUUCAGGAGCGCUACAUGACUGUAAAGAAGAGAUUUAAAAGCUCCCAGUUUACCAGCUGCAAAGACAAGAAGGAGAUAAGAGCAUGCAACGUUCACCCCUGUUAGCAAAACACUGGCCUAAGAAGUUAACACACUCUGGGCUCAAUGGAAAGUUGGUUUGGUUUGGGGUUUGGAUUUUUUUUAAAGAAAUGCAAAUUGUGUAUAUUAGUUUUCAUUUUUGCAGUGUGGUUUGCUUACUAGGCUUGCCGGCGCAGGCAAUGAGUCCCUUUUACAAAUACUUCCUCAAAGAUGUGUGCUGGGCAUGACCUCCCAGAGCUCCAGCAGCCCUUUAGUGCAGAAAAAAAAAGAAAGAAAAAUCCUAGUGGGUCAUUGAAUACUAAAGUAGAUUGUAUCCAUGACUGUAUAGGAGAAGUAGACCAAUGUUCUAGGAAAGAGGAAGUGGAAAGGGAAGAAAGAUGGAAGCAAGGUAACUUGUUUCAUGUGGAGAAGCAUCUGUGUAUUUGAACCAGAGUUAAUGCUGCCCAAGCAUUGUGUAUCAGUGACAGCCCAAGAGUAUGGAAGGGUCAGAAGUCAAUCUCUGCCAGACCAAAGGGACCACCCUCCUUUUCUUCCCUGGUGUAAACCAAUCUUCUUCAGGACUUUGGUCCGUUUCUGGUGUCUUUGUUAUUAACUUUCUCUUUGGAUCUCCUUCAGAUGACAGGUCUUAUGUGAACACAUCAGCAAUUCUAUUGCAUUGAUUUUCUUUUCGAUUAAGAAAUAAUGAAACACAUUUAUUUUUAUUGUAUUCAACUCAACAGACAAGAGUCAUUAAAUGCAUACCACUUGAAGGGUUCCUAGUUGGCAAAGGGAGCGGGGAGGGAGGAUGCAAAGAUAAAAAUUGGUAUAGUCUCUGCCUUCCAGGAUCUUACCACUUUUAGCAGGGGGGAUAAGAGACAGUAUUACUAAUAAACAAAUUGGCCAAUGAUUCAUAUUUUAAACACUGGUUAGAAAUGGCUGGAUUUUUUUAAAAGACACUUUUUCCUGAUCUGUUACAUUUCUUUUAGAAGCCUUUUUGACAUAGGGAUGUACCCUCCUGUACUAUUUUCAUGACAUCAGAACUGUGGAGGCUGUCCUGGGUCCUCCUGACCCUCAGGUUGCCAACAAUUUCCUCAAGCUGGAUUCACACAACUUUGUCAUUUUGAAAGGCGUAUUAAUUUUUAAUCAUUUUUUAAAAUGAGAAAUGCAUUUGCAAUUAAAAAACCCAUUUUUCAUUAAACUGUUUCCUUUAUACCUUAAAACAUCUCUUAAUUUGAAAAGUGUGUAUUGGUGACCCAGAGAGCUGUCACAGAUCACAGAUACUUUGCAGGGAAAAUGGACCUGAGUUGAGAGGUAGCUCCAAUUUUUCCAAAUAUUUAUCUCUAUGGGGAUUUGUCUGAAAGCCUGCAGUCACAGGCCUUGGUACUAGGACCCAGGGGCAAUAACCUAAGUGCAAAAGGGACUUUUCUCCCAAGUGUCCCCAAACUCCACUGUGCAUCACAAAUUACCUUGUAAAUAAUGACCCCUUCUUGGAGGAUGAGUGCGUGGCUCCAGGGAUCCACUCUUCAGACUCCAUCCUAGACUAUUCUUUUUCCUUGGAGGCCUUGGUGUGAAGGGACCAAUAGCUCACUGAGGCCAAUUCUGUCUACUUUCAUUUCUUGAGAUUUGUUCCUUAAAAUUCCAGGUUAAUUUUCAUACCAGGGCUUUUAUUACUCCUUGCUCCAAAUAUUUACAUGGGGUCUCCAUGAAAUAUGUACAAUUCUUUGAAUGUCUGAAAUUCUUUGAAUAUCCAUCCUUCAGGAAGAAUUUCAAUUAAAUUUGUCAGGACAAUUUCAAAUAUGAUAUACAGAAGCUCUGUAUGUGAAUAUAUACAUUAUUUUCUUUAACAUAGGAGGCUGUUCAAUAAAGAUGUCAUUGUGGUUGCCUGGCAUGGUUUUUUUUUAAGCUAAUCAAUGAUCUGGGAAUUUGAAUUGUCUUAUUACAAAUCCCAGCAAAUUCAACUGUUUCCAAUAAAAGAUGCAGAGAGA
Monodelphis domestica (gray short-tailed opossum) is the source of this 5211-nucleotide messenger RNA. It is a transcript of the gene SPON1, whose product is annotated as spondin 1. The record is from RefSeq and is a predicted model, not a curated record. NCBI's taxonomy places the organism in Eukaryota, Metazoa, Chordata, Mammalia, Didelphimorphia, Didelphidae. Gene Ontology annotation, cellular component: extracellular matrix. Gene Ontology annotation, biological process: cell adhesion.